Molecule: messenger RNA, 3119 nt
Organism: Mauremys mutica (yellowpond turtle)
Lineage: Eukaryota; Metazoa; Chordata; Testudines; Geoemydidae
Gene: PABPN1L
Product: PABPN1 like, cytoplasmic
Exons: 8
Coding region: 63-818 (251 amino acids)
Molecular function (GO): RNA binding
Source: RefSeq, a predicted model, not a curated record
GCUUCCUCCUGGACUCCAGGUGCCCUAGAGCCGGUUGAUUUGUGAGAAGGGCAGCGCUCAAAAUGUUUGGCUUCCAAGCAAGCCCCCUCUUUCUGGACCCCUCUGGGGCCUGGUGGCAGGACCCACCACCGUCCCUGGCAACGGUGGAUUCCUCCUGGGACGUGGCCGAGAUGGCGGCUCGGCAGAAGGCCGCGGAUGAAGACUCAGACCUGAGCCCGCUGGAGGGGGACAGUGCAGAGGAGCUGGGUGUGCUGGACCCGGAGCUGGAAGCCAUCAAGGCCAAAGUCCGUGAGAUGGAGGAGGAGGACGAGCGGCUCAAGGAGCUGCAGGCUGAGGCCAAGAAGCACCUCAUCCUGAGAUCGCAGGCAGGUAUUCCCUUUCCUAGGACAGCAGAGGAGAAAAUUGAGGCUGAUCAGAGAUCCAUCUACGUGGGCAAUGUGGACUAUGGUGGAACAGCAGAAGAGCUGGAGUCCCAUUUCAAUAGCUGUGGGCAGAUCAACCGAGUGACCAUCCUCUGUGAUAAAUUCUCCGGACAUCCCAAAGGGUAUGCAUACAUUGAGUUUGAGGACAAGAGCUCUGUGAAGGCAGCGGGGGAGCUGGACGAGAGCAUGUUCAGAGGUCGGGUCAUCAAGGUGCUGCCCAAGAGGACCAACAUGCCAGGUAUCAGCACAACUGACCGUGGGGGCUCGAGGGGCCGUUUUCCAAGCAGGGGGGGCCUGUCGCAAAGGGCAAACGUCUAUGGAGCGCUGAGAGCAAGACCCCGAGGGAGAGUGUACAGGGGUCGUGGCAGGUUAUCGCCGUGGUACUCUCCCUACUAGGCCGAAGGAUGGGACGACGCUGGAGACUCCAACAGGGCUGGAUUUAAAAGUGGGGGAUGGGAGAGGGGUUUAAAGAGAACCUACCUGAGCAAAGAGAGGUCUGGACGAUUUUAAUAUUUUUGCCUGGAUAGAACAGUGCAGUUGCAUGUUGCACAGUUAAGGGGGUGAGUUGUUCUGAGGGAGAAUGGAGCCAGGCUACCCCUAGCACAGCUGGAUGCCCACCAUACUCAGUGCCACAGCCACGCUGGCACUUUCCAGGAGCCAGAGGCUUGCCCCGAGUUUGGUUACAAUGUCAAAUCCUUCUUGUUGAACCCAGUAUUCUCCCAGCUAGAAAGAACAGCUGAUCCCCGGGGAUACAUGGCGCACUCUUGACAGUGAAUAGGAACAGAGUUCACUAGAUGAUCAGCUUUAUCCUCAUCCUGUAGAAACUGGAGGACAGGGCUGCAUUUUAGGACUCCAUAUAAGCCAGAUUUGGCCCUCUGGCACCGAUCUAGCAGGGAUGUGGGUGAGUGGGUGCUUCUGGAGGACGGUGCAGAGCAUUCAGACAGGGCUAGGUUGGAGCGAUGGGGAUAGUAGGGAGCAUGGGAAAACAAUCCCUCUAGGAGAAGAGAGCUGUAGGAUGUUCUGUUUCCAAAACUGUCAGCUGUACUUCAGCUGGGCCACAGCUGUCAGGAGCGUCUCUCUGCUCCACCUGCUGCUGCCGCCGUGUGAGAAGGUCUAAACCCCUCCUGCUGCCAGACUGGAGAAACAUAUGCCUCCACUUUGCUCUCUGCGACUCACUUCUUCAGCUUGUCCUGUGGAUCAUGGAUGCUGACAUCUCUUUAGCACAGGCAGGUCCUCAAGACCCUCCAGGGACAGUGGGAUCUCUUCUACCCUCUGUAACGGCAGGGGUAAGAUUCUGGGAACUGCUUAAAUUCAGAUCUGGCCUUAUUUUAUAAACUUAACUGUAAAAACCUCAUUAGGGUCUUAGAUACAUUUUUGCAGGGGAAAUCUAAACCUUUUCCAUUGAAUUAAAUUAACUCAUUAGGACUUUGUCCCCCUAAGUGUGUGGUCCUGAUUCUGCUCCCAGGUAGAGGAAUAAGCAUAACUCUGUGGUUUGGCUUUCUCAGUGUGCUCCUACUCUUCCGUAUCUAAGAGCAGGAUUCAGCCCUGUAAAUCUCCUGGAAGAAAAGACAUCCCUACCCUGGGUUCUCUUUAAACAUUGGUGUGUUUUCUUUAAUGUCUGGGGUUAAACAAGACCUGACCACCUGCCAACUUUCUCUCCCCCGAUCUUGUUCUGUAGCUGUGAUGCAAGUCCAGGCUCUCACUGGUUCACUUCUGAUGGGCAGAGUUUGAAUCCAGUCUCUAGUGACAAGGGGGAGUUUUGUGGGUCUAAGCUUAGGCUCUAUUUCUUCCUCUCCCAGUGACCACAGAUUGGAGGUCAGUGCUGGAAGGCCUUGGCUGAAGUAGCAGGGGCUGUUGCCAAUCAGGGUGGGAAGUGCAUGGAGGAGGGUUUGUGUGGGAAUUCCUACACAGCACCUGUCUGCAUUGUGCAGUCCAAGCCACUGCAAUUCAUCUCACUUUCAUGAGUGCUAAACUUGCUCCUAUUUUUAAAGGAAAAUGUUUUUGGUUAAAAAGAAAAGCCUGGUUAAGAAACCUAGUGAACAAUGUUACUGUGUAAAGUUAUACAUUUAAAUACAUUUUAUUAGAAUUCCAGCACUAACCUGUCAGGACCUUUAGUCAAGUUUCCCUUUUCCCCAGCUACAACUGAUGCAAUGACUAACCCUUAAGGCAGCUUUCUGGGCGGUUGAAGGGACGCUGGCAGGAUAAGAAACCUAUUUUAGAAACAGAUUUCCCUCCCUGCUAACACCUUGGAUCACUGAAUUUCAGAAAUCUAACUCUUCACACGUGUUUACUAUUUGCACUUUGUCUAGCAUGGAGCAUAGAGAGACUGUUGCUUCACUUUCUGGUUCUCCUGAACCAGCCCAAAGUUUGGGUUGCAAAUUUUGAAGGGACAAUCCAAACCUUUCCCAUUGAUUUUUAAAAAAAAAAAAAAGUAAUUUCUGUAUGCCCUAGAACUUUUACAAAACCUAUUUUUUGGGUCUAAAGUACCUGGCAGUGACCUUUUAAUGACCGUUGUUGAAAAGGAAACACUGAGUGCUGGUCUUGGCAAGUGGAAAGAUUUAACUCACCUUUUUAUGUGUAAAAGUUUAUCAAAAUAGUAAGGUACUGGUAUGACUUGUUUGGGUGGGAGGGGAGCUGGAGAAUGGGAGAGUGAAGUGUUUGACACUUAAGUUAUUACUGCUGAAAUGUAUUGAUUGA